Topomyia yanbarensis is the source of this 2641-nucleotide messenger RNA. Its product is annotated as dnaJ protein homolog 1. The record is from RefSeq and is a predicted model, not a curated record. Gene Ontology annotation, molecular function: protein-folding chaperone binding. Bases 990 to 2030 code for a protein of 346 amino acids. Gene Ontology annotation, cellular component: cytosol. The transcript is spliced from 5 exons. Gene Ontology annotation, biological process: negative regulation of transcription by RNA polymerase II. Lineage: Eukaryota; Metazoa; Arthropoda; Insecta; Diptera; Culicidae.
CUGGCGAGUGCGCGUCCAAUGCAGUGUGUUCUGUGCGUUCCCCCCAUUUUUAUUUGUUCCCUUCAAUAGUGUCCGGUAGUCCGGCCUCCCGCUGGCCCUGUUCCUGUCCGACGUCGACGUCGCUUGUUAGUCAGAUACUAUCCCCCCAGGCGCUCUCGCGGCAACCGAAUCCGUAGUGCACGGAUGUGUAGUGUGCAGUUUUCUGAUAUUUGGUAGAAUAUUGCGAUUGCGCCUUGGGGACGUCUGCUAGUUUGGCCGUGCACUGAUUUUUCGGUGCUCUGUGGCUGUCCCGAAUUCGGCUUGAGAUUUUGUGUUUGUAUUCGCAGAACGCCUCCAGGUUUCAUGAUCGUUGAUUUUUUCGGCAGUGUGUUCACGGAGAAUAAUUAUUUUUAGUGUUUUUUGGUGGCAGCAAGCUGCGAGAUUUUUUUUCGUCGAGUGUUUUUCUGCGUAUGUGACAGUACGUAAGUGUCAUUCAAGAGUGAAGUUUUUAUUUUAGGACGUGUUUUUUCGCCACAUUUCUUCGCGAUAUUUGCGUGUUGAGCUGAAAGAAAGAAAAAAAACCAUCAGGUCACGAAGCGACGGUUUAAAAACCUUCAAAAGUCAUGACACAUUGAUGUUUCUGUAAACAGCAACCAAGAGAUAGGAAAUAUCGUGUGUCAUCCAUUGAAGAAGUGUGCAAAGUACGCUGUCGGUAGUCAAAAUACAGCAUUGUAUCAGUGAGUGAAUCGUCAACAGUGCGGUGCUGCUUUUUUUUGGGUUGAGAUUGAAUCAUUGUGUAGCUGACUGGAAUAUCAACACGCACGGCGACAUCCUACUAAGCAUCGUUGAAGAGCACAUUUCGUCACGGCUGUGCAUUUUGGAAGGGAAGAUCGCGGGCUGUUGCAAUUCCAUCGGGCCAGGUGGCAUCAAGUGGAGCGAGGUGUUGCGACCUCAAGUAUAGAAUUUUUGCGACCUUGAAUUAGUUCAACAAAGCCGUCAAAAUAGGUGCCAUGGGGAAAGACUACUACAAAACCCUGGGCAUACCGAAAGGGUCCACGGAUGAAGACAUCAAGAAGGCCUACCGAAAGCUGGCACUGAAAUACCAUCCGGACAAAAACAAAAGCCCGGGUGCCGAGGAGAAGUUCAAGGAGGUGGCCGAGGCAUACGAGGUGUUGUCGGACAAAAAGAAACGAGAGCUGUAUGACAAAUAUGGGGAGGAUGGACUGAAAGGAAGGGCGUCGAAUGGUACUACAAAUUCGUCACAAAACUUCACAUAUGAAUUCCACGGUGAUCCGCGGGCGACGUUUGCACAGUUUUUCGGUUCUAGUAAUCCAUUCGCCUCCUUCUUUGAUAUGCACAAUGAUAGUCUAUUCAAUGACAGUCUGUUCAAUGACGAUGAAUUUUUCACGUCCUUUGGCGGGCUGGGGAACCGGCACGGGCUGGGAGGAGCAUUUAGGUCACAUUCUUUCAACGUUCACUCACCACUCAAGAAGGAAAAGGUGCAGGAUCCGCCGAUCGAGCACGAUCUGUACGUGACGCUCGAGGAGAUCUACCAUGGCUGUGUUAAGAAGAUGAAAAUCUCUCGGAGGGUACUGCAACCGGACGGUACCUCCAAGAAGGAGGACAAAUAUGUCAGUAUUUCGGUCCGGCCGGGCUGGAAGUCGGGCACCAAGGUUACCUUCCAGAAGGAGGGCGACCAGACGAAAGGAAAAAUACCUGCCGACAUAGUUUUCAUAAUCCGCGACAAACCGCACGUCUGGUUCAGGCGGGAAGGCAGCGAUCUGCGGUACACGGCUAGGUUGACGUUAAAACAGGCUCUCUGCGGUGUGAUCUUCGAGGUGCCCACGAUGACCGGUGAGAAACUGCGCAUCAGUACAAAGCAGGAGAUCAUCAAACCGAACACGGUCAAGCGGAUCCAGGGCUACGGACUGCCAUUCCCGAAGGAACCGACACGAAAAGGCGACCUGCUGGUGGCGUUCGACAUCAAAUUCCCGGACAAGCUGACACAACCGGAGAAGGAACUGCUGACCGAUAUGCUGCCGAAUUCCUAGUUUCGUUGGCGGGUGUGGAUCGAGGGACAACUCCUGCCCCCCCCCCCCCCCGCGCUCCAGGGGUUACUUUUCUUCGUGCAGUCCGUCUUCCAUUGAGACCGGUCUUGAAAUUUCAUGUACUCUUUUCUGUUGAAUGACUUACAACUUCCUCCUGCCGUUAUGAUACAGUCUACUGGUAUUUAUGUUUUGUAAAAAAAUCAAUUUUUAUUUAUCAACGUAACAUCAAACUACGCACGAACGCUGCAAGUGUUUAUUAGUUUACCUGUAAAUAUUAAACAGUCCAAUGCUGCUCGCGAACAAAUACAACCGGUAUUGAUUUUCGUUUGUUAAUUUUAAUUAUCAUCUGCAUUUGAGGUCCUGAUUUUUCUCCGUUGAUCUUUUAAUCCGUACCGUGCCCUGGAAAUGUACUCCAGCGGUGGCAGUAAUAAAUAUUGAUAUUUUGACCCCCUAGCUAAACCUACUCCCGGCAUACUCAAUUGUAUAGGAAAUAAAACAUCUAUUUGUAACAACACUGAUGAAGAUAAUGCUGAUGAUUUUAAUGAAUAUUAAUAAUAUUUAAUUUAAACUCGCGUUGUCUGAUUCUUUAAUAAUAUAUAUUCUAUUAUACAGUA